Molecule: messenger RNA, 2630 nt
Organism: Puccinia graminis f. sp. tritici CRL 75-36-700-3
Lineage: Eukaryota; Fungi; Basidiomycota; Pucciniomycetes; Pucciniales; Pucciniaceae
Exons: 5
Coding region: 1102-2301 (399 amino acids)
Biological process (GO): tRNA splicing, via endonucleolytic cleavage and ligation; tRNA-type intron splice site recognition and cleavage
Cellular component (GO): tRNA-intron endonuclease complex
Molecular function (GO): tRNA-intron lyase activity; nucleic acid binding
Source: RefSeq, a predicted model, not a curated record
GGAUGAUAAAGAGACAUGAUGUGAAUCUUAUCUACAUAGGUCAGCAGAAUAAUUGAAGCAGAUCAAGACUCUGCUGAGCUAGGAGGGGGAUUGGGGUGGUGAGAGUUUAAUUGGAUGGUGGGUUUUUGUGAAACCUGUGGAUUGGGGCCUAACAAGCCUGUUUGUAUUUUUUUUUUUUUUUUUUUUUUCAUAUCAUGUUGAUAAUUUUUCUUUUUUUUUCUUUCACACCAUCACCCUUUCUGUUCUUGCUCCUUCAAACCCUCCUGCUUAAUGGAUUACAGCUGUGUGUGCUACUUGAUGAAUUGGCUUAUCCUCCUCUUCCACAUCUUUAUCCCUGCCCACUGCGCCCUCAUAGAUCCCAGUCUUGUGGUUGUAAGGGCAAGGGUUCCAAUGUACAGCUGUAAGGCCACCGCACUUGCGACAUUUGAAGGAGUCUCCAUUGACCACACCACGACAUGGUCGCCGAGUUGACCAGAUUGUAGCUGUACACCGUUUGUGAUUGGACACUAGCUUAAAGGUGUGUACUUCGGGAUUGGGGACAUCUGGAUGAUGCUCUUUGACCAUUCGGAGCCAGAGUUCUUUGGGUUGCAAGGGUGGCAGCACUGUUUCUACCGGGGUUGCUUCCUGAAUCGUCUCCUCAUCGGGGAGCUCCGUGGCUCCGGGGCGUAGUAGGGGCUCUGUGAGUUCUCCAGGAACCGGGACCUCAUACCAUCUGUGGGGCAGUGCGCGAAGGCCCGAUAAAACAGUGAGCAAGACGAUAAUCGGAAACGUUGGAGAGUGCAUCGAUAGUAUCCGGAGAGGCUCGAACGAAGGUUACUGGGAUUGGCAAUAAGCUUGUCUAAAUCGGUGUUAGAGGGGAGUCUUGUACCGUUCGGAGAGAGUGCCGUAGCGUGCAGGGCGGUUUCUGGGGUUUUUAUCAGCUCCGGUGGGGACGACCCGUUCGACCUUAUAACUCCGGCCCGGCAGCCGACUCGGCCGCGGCGAGUACAAUACAUACCCCCAGAGAGGAGACUUCAAGACACUACAUACCACUGCAAGACAGGAUACACACCCAACCGACCGAGCUACGAUCCAGUGGAUGGACACGAAGCGCACACCAUAAUGACAGAUCCGACCACAAGCAUCGUUACGAAGCCGGAGGGGAAGCCGACGCCGACGCCGACGAAGCAAGAGCCGGCGCAUUCGAGUGCCAAGCGAGUCCGAGGACCGACGGGCGUCUACUCCAAGCUACUCCCGAUCAGCCUGCUCCCCAACAACAAGCCAGAAAGCUUCCUGACUAGGCUACUGCCCCUACUCAGACCGGACCAUCAUCUCUCAAACUCACUAGGAUCAUCUCCAGCCAUCACCGCCAAUUAUGAGAAGAUCACUAAUAGCGUCUGGCUCACUUCCGGUAGAACGAUCCUAUGGCAGCAAGGCUUCUUCGGUAAAGGUAGUCUUAGUAGGAGUGAGCCCACCUGGCUCCAACGAGCUAAAAAUCGCAUGUUACUCGAAGUCUUAGAGGACGAUAGAUAUCUCAAACUGACGGCCGAGGAACUGACCGCGAAGCGGCGAGUGGAGCGGAAGGAGAGCAAGAUCCAGAAAUCCAAGCUCAAACAGCUGGCCAUGAACACCGAAUCAGUCGUCGCAACCUCAUCCGAAACCGUCGAAACUCCGCGAGAGACCAAGCCCGCUCCCAAACAGAAACUGGCUCAAUUGAUCCCCGAUGAUCUGAUGUUGGAGGUCGAGAAGAUCGAUGACCUGGAACACCUUCAAUUGAUGAAUGAGGAGGCUUUUUUUCUGUCGUUCGGGUUGGGCUGUCUGGAUGUAUCAUUAUCGGCCGAGGAUUCUUCUUCGGGCCCAUUGACGAUCUUGGAGAUGUGGGAUCUGUUUUGUCGGGCGUCACUCCGAGGGCAAUCCGACCAAACGAUCCGACCAGACAACCCGUUCAUCCUCUCCUACGUGGUCUACCAUCACUUCCGCUCGCUCGGUUGGGUAGUCCGGUCGGGUAUCAAGUUCUGUGCAGAUUGGGUGCUCUACGGAUCCAGGGGUCCUGUGGGUGGCCAUGCCGAGUUCGCUGUCUGUAUGAUUCCGGUGUAUGCUGAUGGUAGACCAGUGGAGACGAUGGAAGACCGGAGCUCAUGGAGAUGGCUAGGAACAGUCAACCGGGUCUGUUCCGGUGUCAAAAAGACUUUGAUCUUGGUCCAUGUGGUCGUUCCAGACGAAUUCGAAACUGAUGACUUGGAUUCUCCCGAGAUCUUGACCAAAUAUAUCAUCAAGGAAAUCGCCCUUAAACGGUUCAUUCCUGCCCGGAUGAGAGACUGAGGACUAUACCAAAAAUGAAAACUCGACUUGCAUUCAUAUUCGCAUCUUCAUCUUUCUGUGUUUCUUUCAUUAUACCAUAGAUAUGAAUAUCGUUUCGUAAUCUUUGUCACUACCCCUCCCCAAAGACCCAGCCUAAUAAGCAAGGCUAGUGUAUUAAAAAUAGACAUGGUGGCACUCCAACAGAUACUAUGUACUCGCAUUUGUUACCAACUGGUCUGCAGUCAAUCCAUUUUGAAAUUAAAAGAUGUCAGCAGUCUUCAUUCACAAAGCUUAUUCUCAGUCAGACAGACGUCUGUUUCAAACACUCUCUGCUUUGCAAGAAGGAGCAA